Messenger RNA from Salvia miltiorrhiza (redroot sage), 1041 nucleotides. RefSeq names its product disease resistance protein RPP13-like. The record is from RefSeq and is a predicted model, not a curated record. NCBI's taxonomy places the organism in Eukaryota, Viridiplantae, Streptophyta, Magnoliopsida, Lamiales, Lamiaceae. Bases 1 to 1041 code for a protein of 346 amino acids. Gene Ontology annotation, molecular function: ADP binding. The transcript has a single exon. Gene Ontology annotation, biological process: defense response.
AUGGCUUAUCCUGCUGUGAUUUCUCUCAAGCAAACACUGCACCGCCUUCUCCACUCUUCUCAUCACACAUUCCUCAACACUCGAAAACUCUUGAAAUAUGCAUACAACCAAACUAUAUCCCUACAACAACUUCUCAAAAGAUUGGACGACUGCCGCACCCAAAAUCUGGAUGCUGUGGACGAACAAAUUAGAGAGGAAACGCACAAACUAGAAGAUCUGCUCGAAUUCCACGACUCCAAUCACUUCCUCCGCCGAGAAACGAACAAGAGAAAAGAAAUAUCUGCAAGCUGCCAAAACUCUGAAGAAAUAAGUCAAGGAAUCCAAUCCUUCUGCAAAACGGUGGAUAAGAUCACCAAGGAUUCCGUCGCAGAAAUCGGCCAUUUUUCGCCUGAGCAAGAACACGACGCUGAUCUAUCUGAUGCGCAAAAGGGUACAAUUUCAGUCGAUUACGACGGGGUAAUGCAUCAUCUUACUCAGAGAAUGAGGCCUAACGACUUCGGAAUUUUCCAGAUCAACGGCCUGCCCGGCUCCGGCGCAACCGUCGCCGCCGCCGCCGUUUUCGAAGAUCUGAAGCACUGCUUCGACUGCCGCGCGAGGGUCCGCGUGGGCCCCAGAUACGAGUGCAAGGAAAUCCUUCUUGGCAUUCUUGCUCAAAUAAAUGAACCCAAUGAGUUGCUUAUCGGGAAAGGAGAAGCUGAAAUCGGCGAGUUUUUGUACGCGAGUUUGAAAGGCCGGAAAUAUUUGAUCUUGAUGGAUGACGUACGCGACGUAGAGGUUUGGAAGCUUCUGGAGAGUUCAUUUCCAGUGGAAGAAAAUGGAAGCGCAGUGGUGUUGACUACGACGAGGCAGCAAAGCCAGCUGCUUGAAAUUCGAAACAGGUUUAUGAUUUACAACAUGGCCUGUCGCGAUGAAGAGUCGUGGUGGUUUCUGUUUCGUAGUAAUUUGUUUGGUCAGGAGCCGUGCCCUACCCAACUGGAGGAAGCCGGGAAGAAGAUUGUGGACAACUGUAGGAGCCUUGGUGUUGUAGUGUUCACGAAAUGA